This is a messenger RNA of Cylas formicarius (sweet potato weevil), 2339 nucleotides long. RefSeq names its product 1,4-alpha-glucan-branching enzyme. The record is from RefSeq and is a predicted model, not a curated record. Gene Ontology annotation, cellular component: cytoplasm. Gene Ontology annotation, biological process: glycogen biosynthetic process. Gene Ontology annotation, molecular function: cation binding; hydrolase activity, hydrolyzing O-glycosyl compounds; 1,4-alpha-glucan branching enzyme activity. The coding region runs from base 126 to 2222 and encodes 698 amino acids. Lineage: Eukaryota; Metazoa; Arthropoda; Insecta; Coleoptera; Brentidae. The transcript has 10 exons.
CUGUACUCCACGGCUGUCAUCUGCGCAUUAUUUGGUUUAUAUUUGGUAUUCAGUGUUAUUUAGAAAGCCGAUUUUACAUUUUUUAUCCAAGGAUUAUAUUCGUUAUCAUUUUAUAAUUUAGAAAAAUGAUUGCCAUGGGUGGGAAAUACUCAAAAUUAGACCCAAUGGAAGUAAAUGUUCCGAAUAUUCAGGAUUUGUUAAACAGAGAUCCAUAUUUGCAUCCCUACGAGAAAGAAAUUAGACGCCGUUAUGCAGUGUUUAAAGACUAUUUAGACGUUAUAGAAAAUGUUGGUGGAGGAUUGAAUGACUUUACCCAAGCCUAUAAAUAUUUUGGAAUCCAUGUUGAACCAGAUAAUACAAUAAUAUGUAGAGAAUGGGCACCAGGGGCCAAUGGUCUUUUUUUAACUGGAGAAUUCAAUAAUUGGAAUCGGGACAGUCAUCCUUACACAAAACUCGAAUUUGGCAAAUGGGAACUAAAGUUACCACCAAAACAUGAUGGUACCCCCGCAGUAGAGCAUUUGUCAGAAAUUAAAAUAGUUGUUUUAACACAAGCAGGACAGAAAGAAGAUAGGCUCUCCCCUUAUGCCAAUUAUGUUAAGGAACCAAAAAAAAUUGAAGGGACAAUAUAUAAGCAGCUCUUAUAUAACCCACCAAAAAAUGAGCGAUAUAUGUUUAAACACCCAAGACCACCAAAACCAAAAAGCCUUCGUAUAUAUGAAUGCCAUGUUGGAAUUGCGACUGACCAACUAGGUGUUGGCUCCUACCAAAAUUUCACUGAAAAUAUCUUACCUCGUAUUGUUAAUCAAGGUUAUAAUGCCAUACAACUAAUGGCCAUCAUGGAACAUGCAUAUUACGCCAGUUUUGGCUAUCAAGUAACUAGUUUUUAUGCAGCAUCGAGCAGAUACGGUACUCCAGAUGAAUUAAAGCUAUUGGUAGAUCGAGCCCACGAACUGGGAUUGGUAGUAUUGCUUGACUUAGUCCAUUCCCAUGCAAGUAAAAAUGUUCUUGAUGGUUUAAAUAUGUUUGAUGGCACUGAUUCAUGUUUUUUUCACUCUGGGCCUAGAGGAAAUCAUUCCCUAUGGGAUUCCAGAUUAUUUAACUAUUCUGAAUAUGAGGUGAUGAGAUUUUUAUUGUCAAACGUUAGGUGGUGGAUUGAUGAGUAUAAUUUUGAUGGAUAUCGAUUUGAUGGGGUUACAUCGAUGUUAUAUCACUCUAGAGGUAUUGGACAAGGAUUUGGUGGGCACUAUGAUGAUUAUUUCAACAUGGGCGUAGAUACAGACGGGGUUGUAUAUUUAAUGUUGGCCAAUCAUGUCGCUCAUAAUUUAUACAGUGACGCAAUAACUAUAGCGGAGGAUGUUUCGGGAAUGCCAGGCACAUGUCGUCCAGUAUCAGAAGGAUGUUUGGGCUUUGACUAUCGACUCGCUAUGGCCAUUCCCGAUAAGUGGAUUGAAUUGUUAAAGCAUACCAAAGAUGAAGAAUGGGAUGUUGGAAACAUAGUCCAUACAUUAACCAAUCGUCGUUGGAUGGAACCAAACGUAGCAUAUGCAGAAUCUCAUGAUCAGGCCCUGGUGGGAGACAAAACAAUCGCUUUUUGGCUUAUGGACAAAGAGAUGUACACUCAUAUGAGUAAAAUUUCCUCUCCUUCCGAUAUAAUUGAUCGAGGAAUUGCUUUGCAUAAGUUGAUCCGCUUUAUCACUCAUGGAUUGGGAGGGGAAGCUUACCUUAAUUUUAUGGGCAACGAAUUUGGGCAUCCUGAAUGGUUAGAUUUUCCAAGAGAAGGAAACAACAGUUCAUAUCAUUAUGCCAGAAGGCAGUGGAAUCUGGUCGAUGAUAAACUAUUGAAAUAUGAAUACCUAAACAAUUGGGAUGCAGCUAUGAAUAAAACUGAAAAUAAGUUUGGUUGGUUAGCAGCCCCACCAGGGUAUGUAAGUAUGAAACAUGAUGGAGAUAAAGUGAUAGCUUUUGAAAGGGCAGGACUGUUGUUCAUUUUCAAUUUUCAUCCAACCAAGAGUUUUGCGGAUUAUAAACUAGGAAUAGAAGGAUCGGGAACAUACAGAGUAGUCCUAAAUUCUGAUGAGAAGAUAUUUGGAGGUUUCGAGAGGAUAGAUAGUUCAGUACCUGCAUUUACUAAACCCGAGAGUUAUUGUAAUAGAAGCAAUUCUUUACAGGUGUAUAUUCCUAGCCGUACUUGCAUGGUGCUUGCCCCGGAAUUUGCUAUUUAAAUUGCUUUUUUGAAUCAUCAAGUGCAAUUUCUCAUAGUGCUCUGUGAGGGUGUAAAAUUUACAUUAUUUAUUAGAGGCAGUUAAUUUCAGAAUUGUUGAAUAAACUAUUUUUUCAUU